This is a messenger RNA of Camelus dromedarius (Arabian camel), 1521 nucleotides long. RefSeq names its product cilia and flagella associated protein 95 (gene CFAP95). The transcript is spliced from 6 exons. NCBI's taxonomy places the organism in Eukaryota, Metazoa, Chordata, Mammalia, Artiodactyla, Camelidae. The record is from RefSeq and is a predicted model, not a curated record. Bases 165 to 674 code for a protein of 169 amino acids. Gene Ontology annotation, cellular component: plasma membrane.
UCUAGGAAACCAGGGCUAUUAGAUGUGAGGGAGCCGGCCAUCUAUUGGCCCGUCCUUUCCAUUGACCCCGCCCCAGGUUGCUUAGGAGAUGAGAGACGCCGAAUCUUGAUCAUUGUCGGCGCAGAGAACAGGAUAGGAAAAUUUUCUGUACCAGGAGGGCCGCCAUGGAGAGCUCUGACAGCUCCUGCCAGGACUGGUGCAGCGGUAGGCAAUGCUGGUUUGAACUCGGACCCACGGACUUGAUGGAGCGCAAGGGCUCCCUAACCCUCCGUUCCCACCACAAGAAAUACUCGAAGCCAGUGUUGGUGUAUUCCUGGCAUCGUGACAGAGAAGCUUAUCCCAAAGAUUAUGAUAUAGAGGGUCCUGAGGAAGUAAGAAAACUGUGUAAUUCAACAUAUUGGCGACUUGGAACCAGUGAACCCCCAAUUUGGAUAUCAGAAACACAUGAAAAAAUGGCACAAGUUUGUUUAAACACAGAUUUGGCUGAAAUAAAGAGCAAGGCUUUAUUGAAUGAGGAAACAAUGAGCUCUGGGAUUAUUAAAAGGGACACUGGAUUGCCUACUACAGGCUUUGGAGCUCUCUUUACUCGACCCCCACCAGAUUGGCGCAAAAUGUAUACAUUGACAACAUAUGCUGAAGAAUAUGCUCCACCAUAUGAAUAUCAGCCACUUUGAGGCAGGGCCCUCUUGCCAGACUGCUGCAGCCAAGAAGACAAGGAUCCCUCUUAUCCCAGCUCCCAGUUAGAGGGCUUUCUUCCCAGAAGGAACAAGAUCUCGGCAUUUCUCAUCCUGCUACCCAGCUAUCUGUUGCUGAAGCUCAGUCUUGGGUGAGUACAGUCAGUGUAUGAUGGUGCCCGUCACCGUCGGCCCCACUCACAGAAUGGUGCUUGUACCUUGGGUAUGACAUGCUGAGAGUACUGGAGCCCCUUACCCUAGCUUAUGACAGUGGCUUCAUGCCAGGAUAAGUGAGCUCAGGCUCUUGCCUCUUCCGUCCACCAAGUUCUCAUCUCCUAGAGUACAGGUGUUACUCAGACAGAAACUUGCCUUUAUCCCCACCCUAGCUCCAGAGCCAUGGCUCAGAGAUUUUUGCCUGGGCAGAGAAGCAGGCCGUAAAACUGAUAGCUCUCAAUAUUUUCCCAAGGAAAUUGACUUCAUUUGCAAUAGACCACGGAGAAGGUCAAGCCGAAGUGCACUCUUAAGAACAGUGGAGCUAGCGGUGAAACGCAAUUGGAGGCAGAUUUGUGGAUUUAAUAAAAUAGAGCUUAGACAUAGGUUGGCUAGUCUGUAAGAGCACCAGAAUAAGACAACUGGAAAUAACCCUCCUGGGGUGAGAACAGAUAUGAAAUGCUGACAUAGCAAACCAUUCCUUCAAAGGACCCACAAUUUGAUUGGAUUAGUUUGUAGAGCUAUUUAUGAUCAGGGUAUUAUUGAAAACAAUAGAGCAACCAGCUGACAAUUAGUGGAGUUUUACAGCUGGGUAUGGUCAGAGAAAGAAAAAAAGAUAGCCCUGCCAAUACUGCUG